This is a messenger RNA of Synchiropus splendidus (mandarinfish), 5849 nucleotides long. RefSeq names its product transmembrane protein 132E (gene tmem132e). The transcript is spliced from 9 exons. The coding region runs from base 665 to 3913 and encodes 1082 amino acids. NCBI's taxonomy places the organism in Eukaryota, Metazoa, Chordata, Actinopteri, Syngnathiformes, Callionymidae. The record is from RefSeq and is a predicted model, not a curated record.
CGUUUCAGGUGCUGACAGUUUGAAAGAGAGUUGCUACUUGGACGACGUCCACAUCCGCCUCCAGACACCGGGGUCUCGGCUCGCGUCCUCCUCCCCGGGAUUGCGGCUCCUCUGCCUGGACUGCGCAGCGCAGCGCGUCAGACCUCGACGAUGGUCCGGAUCAACAGCCCAAAGUGAGCCAAGUCACGCGGAGUUGUUGCGGGGAAUGUUCGCGGCUGAUGAAACGGAGACCUGCCGGAGGACGGAUGAGAGAACGCGCGCGUCUGGUUUGGGAUUUUAAGUCGCGCCGUCUCCACCUCUGGAUGCGUCCCCACCUUCCGUCCACGGAUCCGGGCUCCAGUCGCUGAUCCGGAGCGGCAUCUUUCCUCAAGACAGGCGGCGGGAUUAUUCCUCUCAGUCGGACAGUUGUUGGCUCCAACCUCCUCCAACCUUCUCUCUGGAUUGCUGAUCUAUGAUUCCGGGGACAGUAGUCGCGUUUGCGCAAAGACUUGACCGGAGCCCCGUGAGGGAAUUUGGGAACUUUUCCGCACAUUUGUCCAAGAAGAAGGUGCUUUGAGCGUCGGACUGCUUCCCCUCAGCGUCAGUGGGAGAAGUGAGACCUUUAUUCAGCAGCGUCACCCGCGGAACAACUGGGAUUUAACGUCCUGCUGUCGGGGCUUCCACCAUGUCGGGGAGCUGCGGAUGGCGCGUCCUCGUCUGCGCAGCGGUGGCUUCAUGUGCUAUCGCAGGCAAAGUGUCGCCCACCAGCCCGGACGGCCUCGUCAGCGCCCCCUCUGUGACCUCCACCCCCUCGCCGCCGAGCGUCUACCUUCCCGCCAACUUCAAAAUGUCCAACGCUCAGCUGGCCUUCUUCCUGCGCGAGACCCGGACAUCAGAGCAGAGAGUCGGCGGUGGUGCCGGUGGUUUUGGCUCCGCGCACCCGCUGCAGCGCUCUGAGAGCUUUGUGGUGUUUCAAACCAAGGAGCUCCCGGCCAUAAAUAUCAGCUUCGGGCCCUUUGCCCGGGACCAGGCUGUGUCCAAGGAGCUGCUCCAACCUGCCAGUCCGUUGGAGGUCCCGGGACAGCUGACGGUCAACUGGAAGGUGCGAGCGUUCAUUGUUCAGGCGCGUGUCUUCUCCAACAACCCCACCGUCCAGGUGUUUUUCUACAUUGCGGGCCGGGACUGGGACGACUUCAAGGCCCAGGACAAGCUGCCUUGCGUCCGCCUGCACGCCUUCCGGGACGUCCGCGAGAUCAAAACCUCCUGCCGCAUGAAAGGGAACCUGGCGCAGUGCUUGGCGCAGCUGGAUUUACCGCCGUCCUGGUUCAAUGCCAACGUGGCGCCACUGGGUCGGAGGAAAGGCUCCGGCGACGGACUUCUGGACGGGCUCACCAGCGAGACUCUCCAGGCGGAGCUCUACUACACACUCCACGAGCCUAACCUGGACGGGGAGUGCAACGAGGGGCACCGCGCUGGAUCCAGAGGGGAGCCGCUGUCACAGCACCCCCUGCUGCGCAUCGGCAGUAUCAGCCUCUACCAGGCUAGCCAGGAGCAGCUGCUGGUGGAUAAGCAGCUGGACAAGAACAUGUUUCUCAGGCUGCCGGAGAAGCCCCUCAAGCCGGGAGAGACCCUGAAGAUCUCCCUCUAUCUGAUGCCCAACUCCACCGUCGAGCAGUUCAGCCUGAAGGUCAAAGCCAAGAAGGGGGUGAACCUGGUCCAGACCAAGUCCAAGAAUGCCCAGUGGAAGGUGGACUGGGAAGUUCUGUCCGGCGCCAAACACUCCAUCACUACCAUUGACGUCAACAAAAACAAAGCUGUCAAACAAGCGGAGGGGAUAGGCAACGUGGAGGUGAUGCAACUGGACUUUGAGAUGGAGAACUUCACCAGCCUCUCAGUGACCCGGAGGAUCAACUGGAACAUCGACUACAAGUCUCAGGUCCCGUCCUCUGAGGCAGAGAAGGUGGUGACUGAGCUGACCGUGGUUCAGCGCGACAUCCAGGCCAUCAUUCCCCUGGCUAUGGACACAGAGAUCAUCAACACGGCCAUCCUCACUGGCCGCACCGUGGCUAUUCCAGUCAAGAUGGUUUCCAUCGAGAUGAACGGAGCGGUGACAGAUGUCUCGGCCUUCGUGCAGUGCAAGUCGUCCAAUGAAGACAUCGUGAAGGUUUCCAUGAAUUGUGACUACGUGUUUGUCAACGGGAAGGAGACACGCGGCUCCAUGAAUGCCAGGGUCAUCUUCAGUUACGAGCACCUCAGCGCCCCCUUGGAGCUGACGGUCUGGGUGCCCAAGCUCCCGCUGCAAGUGGAGCUGUCUGACAACAACCUGAGCUUCAUCAGAGGCUGGAGGGUUCCGAUCCUGCCGGACAGAAGGAGCACCAGAGACAGUGAUGCCGACGACGACGACGAUGAUCGGCGCGUGAGUCGCGGCUGCACUCUCCAGUACCAGCGAGCUUUGGUCAAAGUUCUGACCCAGUUCCACACCACGUCCACUGAGGGUACUGACCAGGUGAUCACCAUGCUGGGGCCGGACUGGCAGGUGGACGUCACGGACCUGGUCCAGGAUGCCUUGAAGGUGGCCGAUCCACGAAUCGCCGAGCUGGUGGAUCGAACCGUUCUGGUGGGACUGGAGCUCGGGUCCACAGUGCUGAAGGUGGAGUCGCCGCUCGCCGUGGACGCCACCCUGGGGGAGGCGGCGUUCUCCGUCACGGACGAGAAGGUUUCCAUCACAGAGCUGCGGGUGCACGCCGUCUCAGGUCUGACCCUGUCGCUGCAGCCCAGUCCAGGAAACAGUCACACCAUGGUGGCCAAAGCCACCGGCGUGCAGACGCUCAACACCCCCAAACAGGAGGCCACUUUGUCGGUGUGGAUGCUGUUCAGCGACAACACGGCCGCCACCCUCGGCUACUUCGACCCCAAAGAUUACAACUUCAACGCCUCCACGCUGGACGACAAGGUGGUGUCCGUCUCCCAGGAGCCUCAGCAGCGCUGGCCGGUGGUGGUGGCAGAAGGCGAGGGGUCCGGCGAGCUGCUUCGUGUGGAGAUGACCAUCUGCGAGGCCUGCCAGAAAACCAAGCGCAAGAGCGUCAUCGCUUCUGCCGCCGCGUACGUCAAGGUGCGGUUCGGCCCCGAGGAAGACUCGGAGGAGGAAGGCACCACCGAGGGGGAGAUUGAGUUGGCGCCGUUCACCAGACGGCCGGUCGUCGAUCCCAACGUCGGCGGGAGAGUUUACGAGACGUCGAAUGAGCAGCCUGCCAGCGUUCCCAUCGAUUACACCAACUUCCCCACCAUCAGCAACCAGGAGCAGCCGACGGAGAGCGACGUGGAAGAGGAGGAGGAGGAGGAGGACGACGACGACUUUGUGCACUCGCCCCGCAACAUGACCGACCUGGAGAUCGGCAUGUACGCCCUGCUGGGCGUCUUCUGCUUAGCCAUUCUGGUCUUUCUCAUCAACUGCAUCGUCUUCGUGCUCAAGUAUCGACACAAACGGAUUCCUCCGGAGGGUCAGGCCAACAUGGACCACUCGCACCACUGGGUGUUCCUGGGCAACGGCCAGCCGCUCAGGGCGCACUGCGAACUGUCGCCGCAGCAGAUGGAAAGUCCCAGCAACCCUUUGGACGCUGUCCCCACCUGCUGCCACGGAGACCACCACAGCAGCGGCAGCUCGCAGACCAGCGUCCAAAGCCAGGUGCACGGGCGCGGCGACGGCAGCUCCGGAGGCUCCACCAAGGAGAACGGCGAGGAGGCCAGUUCGCCCACCUCCAAGCGCAAGCGGGUGAAGUUCACCACCUUCACCACCCUCCCCACAGAGGAACUGCCCUACAACUCCAUCCCCAUCGCAGACGCGGAGGACAUUCAGUGGGUUUGCCAAGACAUGGGUUUCCAGGACCCAGAAGAACUGCACGACUACAUGCGCAGAAUAAAAGAAAUCGCCUGAGCGGGGAUUUCUAAAGUUGCUUUCUAUUCCCCCUUUUUCACGCGUGGAAGAUAACGUCUCACAGACUAAAAGGCCAAGUGUUGCUUCGGUUUUCGGGUUUGUUCAGUUUCGUUUGCACAGUGCUGUAAAACACGCUCACACUCCUCAGAGAGAGACUUUCAGAGGACACUGUUCAUCUCGGGCCGUGCGCAUCUCUGCUCCCCGGGAAACCUUCUUUCCCCAGGGACACCUGGAACGCGGUGAAGGACGUGAACUCCUCACAAAAGAGGCCUUUGCUGAACAAAAAAAAAAAAAUCUAUCGAGGACUCUCAUGAAAGCUAUGAUAUUUUAUUUUUCAUUUGGCCAAAGUAGGAAUUUCCGAUGGCUUUGUCAUUGUUCUUGUUGCAGCACACGUGAUUUCUAUUCAUUCCGUUUGUUUUUUUUUUUUUUUUUUUUUUUACAUUUCAUAGUUAGUCGUUCCUCCUGAGUCAAUGCCACUUUACUGGAACUCCACUGUGCAGACAUCUGUCCGUAUUUUGCCACAAGCGGAAGGAGAUUUCUCGGCCAAUAAAGAAUAUUGCUGGUUAAAUGUGUGCAAGCUCACACUGGCAAAUAAAGGCUAGUGCAAAGUUUAAGACUCAAUAAAAGUGGACUGAUUGUAAAGUGGCUCCAAAACGAAUGCCUUAUUUAAAAAAGACCACCACCUAUAUCACGAAGGCUGAAUACGGCGUGGUAACCUCGACUGAACCAUGUGACGCGAGGGUCUUCUCAGCGCCCUCUGCAUGGGUCUGGGGGCACAAUCAGCUACGCCCCCAUCCCAAAUUUGUAAAUGUUUGUAUCGUUCUGAUGUAAUCAUUCAUACACAUGAAAUAUGUUAUCAUGCAUCACGCGCAUGCCUUGCUAGGCCGACGGACGUUUCUCUGUACAUACUGUAUCCAGUCGGAGGCGACUCCCGGAACGGCGUCGCCGUCGCUAACCAGCGGGUAUUUUGACUGGCGGGUUUGGAAGAUAAGAUAAAGAUAUUUAAUUUUUUUAUCGGCCCUCUCAAAUGUUAGCGGGAGGCCCUCACCAGUUUUACACGAGCUACACCACCACUGUCCCCCGUAUCGGCCAGAGUUAUGCAACGGAACUGUCGAGUGUGGUGUCGGUUGUGUUUUUCCUGAAAUGUGAUGGGACCCCUCCCACCCCUAAUCUAGUUCUGAUUAAUGACUAUAAAAAUCAAUAAACUACUGAAAGAUAAAACAGGUCUUCUUUGUUUGGCCCUUUCCUCACUCACUCUAUUGAAACCUCCGUUUUGCAUCCUUUAUCUGCCUCAGCCCAGAAAGCUUGACCAUCCCACCUCUGACACCACCAUGGUAAAGCAAAAAACAAAAAUAGUUUCCUCCACCUGUAGAGGACGUUUGUUCAUUUUGACCUGUACACUCCACUCACCUCAGUCCUUGAACCAGCAACUUGGUCACCUCAGCGUGGAUUCCGUUAGAAGCAUUUUUAAAUAAGUCGUGCGAAGAGAGCGGGAAAACAAAGCAGAAGCAUCAGACGGGUUUUUAGAGAGAUCAGAGGAAAUUUCCACAUCUUUGUCUCAGACUUUGAUGUGACGCCAGCUCCAAAUACGCACGAGCUUCUCUGUCACUAUUCUCUUUAAAUCUGUUCCUCUUUGGAGGGCUCAGAUUUCCUCUCACGACGGCUGGUCUCAUGAUCCAGAGAGGGAAACUGGGAUGCUCAGCGCUUUUGUUCUGGAAGAGGAAACUGGAGUCUGAUCCAGAAUGACUCACUCGAACUGCUGAACAUUCACGAGACAUUCAAACCUCUUGUUGGGUUUAAGCGCUGGAGGCGACUGGUUGGCUCCACAUGUGUGCGGAUCACUCCGAAACAUCUCCACUCUGAGGAAGUGUUCAACGAAACUUUGAUCUUUGUUUAUUAUCUGACGUGUCUGUUGAAGGCCAAUAACAAUAAAAAG